Euleptes europaea (tarantolino) is the source of this 3404-nucleotide messenger RNA. It is a transcript of the gene UBAP2, whose product is annotated as ubiquitin associated protein 2. The coding region runs from base 39 to 3389 and encodes 1116 amino acids. NCBI's taxonomy places the organism in Eukaryota, Metazoa, Chordata, Lepidosauria, Squamata, Sphaerodactylidae. The record is from RefSeq and is a predicted model, not a curated record. Gene Ontology annotation, cellular component: nucleus; cytoplasm. The transcript has 27 exons. Gene Ontology annotation, molecular function: protein binding.
UUCUAUUUUGUACAUACAUUGAUUUGUAUAUACUGUAUAUGAUGACUUCGGUGGGCAGUGAACGUACCCGGGGCACUCGAGACAAAGCGCAGAUUUCAACCACGCAGCCAACACAACCACAGAAACAAGUAGUUCAGGCAACAGCAGAACAGAUUCGUCUUGCCCAGAUGAUCUAUGAUAAGAACGAUGCAGACUUUGAGGAUAAAGUGAAACAGCUUAUGGAAGUAACUGGGAAGAACCAGGAUGACUGCAUAGUGGCUCUACACGACUGUAAUGGGGAUGUGAACAGAGCAAUCAACAUCUUGCUGGAAGGAAGUUCUGACACAACUUCGUGGGAGACAGUGGGAGGAAAGAAGAAAAGUCUUGGAAAGGAGAGUUCAGAAAACAAAGAAAACAGAGAAAAGCGAGGGGACAGAGAAGUGAGCCGUGGACGGGGAAGUUCCAGCAGACGAGGAAGAGGGGGCAGCCGUGGCCGAGAGAUUAGAGUAGAGGAGAAUGGCGUGGACACCAGCCAAGGAGAUAGGCCCUCUGAUCGUGGGAAACGUGGUAGAGGGAGAGGAUUUGGACGUGGCAGAAGAGGAGCAGGGAGGUUUUCAGUCCAAGCCAUGGGGACGUUUAACCCCGCAGAUUAUACGGAAUCUCCUGCCACAGAUGGCUUUGGAAACAAGCAAGAGUCUUGGGAAGCUGGGCAGAAUGAUACUGAUAAUGGCGCAGGAGCAUGGAAGAACACAAUAGAAGAGUGGACAGCCGAAGACUGGAAUGAAGAUCUUUCAGAAACAAAGGUCUUCACGGCUUCAUCUGUUCCCAUGGAGAACCAUGUGACGCCUGGCCAAAGCAUAGAUUUGGUGUCGCUCCUUCAGAAACCCGGGACUUCUAGCCAAGAUACAGAGGCCAAUUCCUUCGAGACGACACAGCAACAAAGCUUUGGGCAAGCGUUAGUGUUUACGAAUUCCCAGCACAACCCUCCAGUGGCCUUAGGAGCCAGCAGCACCGGUGCAGCUAACUCCUUUUCUCCACAGAGCCUGUCUUCAGUGCUCUGUUCCGGAUUUGGAGAGUUUGGCUCUUCUAAACUGGCCGCCUCUGCUGGGUCUCAGUUUCUAGACCAGCUGAAAUCUUCAUCUUUGGGUCCGUUCACUUCACAGGGUUCUCCCAGCACAGACUCCUCCUCAGUUUCCACAACCACCACCUCGUCUUGGGAUGUCAAGCCUUCCGUUUCGCAGCCUUCUGUCCUCAGUCAGUUUGAUUUCAAAUCCCAGCCUGAGCCAUCCCCGGUCCUGAGCCAGUUAACGCAACGGCAGCAGCAGCAGCAAACCCAGGCAGUCCCCACCCCGCCUCCCGGGCUGGAAUCCUUCGCCCCGCAGGUCAAAGCCCGGGAGCCAUCGCCCGUGGACAGCCCCGUGCCGGUCGGCAAACUGCUGCACCUUCCCAGCCUGUCUACAGAAAGCCAGAUGCUGCCUGCCCAUCAGACGCCGCAGAAGCAGAUGAAGCCGCCGAAGCGGAAGAUCCCGCCAGCUUCCAAGAUCCCGUCCUCUGCCGUGGAGAUGCCUGGAUCCACUGAUGUGUCUGGGUUAAACGUGCAGUUUGGAGCUCUUGAGUUUGGGUUGGAGACUCCCCUCUCAGAGUUUGGAUCUGCUUCGAGCUAUGAAAACACCAGCCAGGCACCCAACAGCAUACUCUACCCGAAGCCUGUAAAUGAUCCUUUGAAUACCUCUUUGCCAAUGUCCAAUACAGUGCAGGAGUCCACCUAUAGCACCCCUGCCGCCACCUCUGCCGGCCUGAGCUGCUCUUCCCAGAGCACUAGUCCCGUAACAACCACUUCGUCCUAUGACCAGGCCUCUGUGCAUAGCAGGAUCACGUACCAAAGUUCCAUGCCUCCGUCGGAACCAGCCUUGACUGCUGUCACGAAUGGACACGGCAGUGUUCGAACUCAGCCAACCCUUGACAGCACGUCAUCAGUUCCAGCGUCGAAGCCAGAAACCUCUCUUCCCUCGCUAUCCGCCAAAGGGACCCCUUUGCCCAGCAUCGUGGCUACCACCACUUCGCUGCUGCCUUCGGGGCCACCGCACACGCUGUCGCUCCCCAGUUUGCCGCAGUCCAGUGAACUGGCCGGCAGCUCGCUCUCCCAGUUGAGCAGUUCCCUCUCCAAUCAUCAGAGCAGCCUCUCUUCUGCCUCUGCGCUCUCCUCGGCCACACUGCACACGCACGCUAGUGUUGAGAACUCCACCGCGCUCCAUCCUUCCGCAGCCUCUUCUUCCGUUGCUCCGACCUCGGCCAUUAGCACCACCUCUGCGGUCUCCAGCAUGGCCAGCACUACCAACAGCCUGGGCCUGAACGUGACCAGUGUCUCUCUGCUGGCCCCCUCCACGCGGGCCGCCCCCUUAGUGUCUUCAGGCAAAGUGCCCCCCAACCUGCCCCAAGGUGUACCACCCUUGUUGCAUAACCAGUACAUUGUGGGACCUGGAGGACUUCUACCUGCCUACCCAAUCUAUGGUUACGAUGACCUCCAGAUGCUGCAGUCCAGGCUGCCGGUGGAUUAUUACGGAAUUACAUUCCCUGCUCCCGCAACCUUGACGGGCAGAGAGGGGAGCCUCGCCAGCAACCCAUACUCAGGUGAUGUCGCAAAAUUUGGCCGUGGGGAUUCUGCCUCGCCCGUGCCCGCCACCACCCUGGCCCCUGCACAGCACAACCAGACGCAGACUCACCACACGGCUCAGCAGCCUUUCCUCAACCCCACGCUGCCCCCUGGAUACAGCUACACGGGGCUGCCCUAUUAUGCUGGUGUGCCGGGGGUCCCCAGCGCAUUCCAGUACGGGCCCACCAUGUUUGUCCCUCCUGCGACGGCCAAGCAGCAUGGUGUCAGCUUGAACGCCGCCUCGACGCCCUUCCAGCAGGCAAGCGGCUACGGUCAGCACGCCUAUGGGGCAGGCUAUGAUGACCUAACGCAGGGAACUGCCGCCGGAGACUAUGGCAAGGGAGGCUACACCGGGGCAUCGCAAGCACAAAACAAAUCCUCCGGCAGUGGACCAGGGAAAGGUGUUUCUGUGACCUCAAGUAACACAGGUGUGCCUGAUAUUAGUGGCUCAGUCUACAACAAGGCUCAGAUGUUUGACAAGCAGGGAUUCCACACUGGCACUCCGCCCCCCUUCAGCCUGCCUUCAGCCCUGGGCUCCACGGGGCCCCUGAACCCAGGUGCUGCCGCUGGCUACGCCCCGGCCCCCUUCCUCCACAUCCUGCCUGCCCACCAGCAGCCUCAUUCCCAGUUGCUGCACCAUCACCUUCAGCAGGACGGGCAGGGCGGAUCCGGCCAGCGCAGCCAGCCGAGUAGCUUGCAGCAGAAGCCUCAGGCCUCCAAAACUGCCUAUGGAGCUUCCCCGUACUGGACAAACUAAUCCCAGACAGGGAAG